GAGUCCCACAAAAGCAGCAGAGCACAACACCUCACCUCACCUCACUCCUUCCCCACCCAGACUCCUCCUUUCCCCAACCUCUCCCUCCAAAAAUCUGUCCCGCCACAACCGCGAGAUCGGAUCCGGGCACAAGCACCGCGUUUCACCGUCGCAGAUUUGGCUCCACUGAGCUCGCCUCUCAUCUUCCGGCGGUUUCUCUUGAUUCCAGAGGUUUGAUCCUUCCGGCGCGCAAACACUCAGUUCGCGGUUUUUUUGUUUUGCUUGCAAAAUCCGUCUCUUUUCAAUCGAUUCAUGUCUGGGCGGUCCUUGUUCUUGCUCACAAGAUCCCCUCCCCGGAGUGCCCUCCUCUGAUCCAGCCAACCGCGGCAAUCUCUUCGUCGUCGUCUUCCCGCCGCGAAGAUCCGAGCUUUUUUCUCUUGAUUUCUCGCCGGAGAUGGCACCGCCGUACAAGUCUCCGUACGCGCUGUCCUUCCUGCUUCUGCUCCUCUCCGUCCCGGCGGUGUUCUUCCUCGCGCCACGCCUGCUGCUGCCCAAGACGCUCCCGGCCAUCCCGGACGCCGACGAGACGGAGGACCUGGCGCUCUUCCGCCGCGCCGUCCUCCUCUCGGCCGCGCCCACCCCGCCCGCCCCCGCCACGUCAGGCUCCCUCUUCGGCCGCCGCGCGCACCAGGCGCAGCCCCCCAAGGUGGCCUUCCUCUUCCUCACCAACUCCGACCUCGUCUUCGCGCCGCUCUGGGAGAAGUUCUUCGCGGGGCACCACGGCCUGCUCAACCUCUACGUCCACGCCGACCCCUCCGCGGUGCUCUCCAUCCCGCCCACGCCCUCCUUCCGCGGCCGCAUCAUCCGGGGCAACAAGGCCACCGCGCGCGCCUCCGCCACGCUCAUCUCCGCCGCGCGCCGCCUCCUCGCCACCGCGCUCCUCGACGACCCGGCCAACCAGUUCUUCGCGCUGCUCUCCCAGUCCUGCGUCCCGCUCCACCCAUUCCCCACCCUCUACCGCGCGCUCGUCACCGACAACAAUGCCGGCACCGGCCGCCACCGCCACCGCAGCUUCAUCGAGAUCCUCGACAGCGAGGACACGCUGCCCGCCCGCUACGUCGCCCGCGGCGACGACGCCAUGCUCCCAGAGGUGCCCUUCGACCGCUUCCGCGUCGGCUCGCAGUUCUUCGUGCUCGCCAAGAGACACGCCGUCAUGGUGGUCAGGGACAGGAGGCUCUGGAACAAGUUCAAGGCGCCGUGCCUCGUCAAGUCCAGGGACUCAUGCUACCCCGAGGAGCACUACUUCCCGACGCUGCUGGAUAUGCAGGACCCUGACGGCUGCACCAAGUACACGCUCACCAGGGUCAACUGGACCGACGCCGUCGGUGGCCACCCGCACACCUACCAGCCGGAGGAGGUGUCCGGGGACCUCAUCAGAGACCUCAGGAAGUCCAAUGGCACCUACUCACACAUGUUUGCGCGCAAAUUUGCGCCUGAAGCCCUUGGGCCGCUCAUGGAGAUCGCCGAUUCCGUCAUCCUGCGUGGCUAGGCGCCGGAUUGUGUGUUCGUAGGGAUGAACAGAACAAGGUUUGUGAUGUGAUGAACAAGCGUAAGCUGCUCCAUUCAUCCCCCCUUGCAGUUUCUUCAGAGUGCAGCAACCAACCAGCACCAACCGAACUUUUCCUUGUUCCACCAGUGGCUGUUGUUGGCAAAGCGAUUUGCUGCUGCUCAUACUCAGUGAGUGAUGUGGUGGUGUUGGUGGCGAAGGGCCCCGACCGCCUCUUAUGUGAGUAUUGUUGUUGUGUUUCUUGGUUUUCUUCCUUCCAAGUUCCAACUUGAGAAGCCGUUAGUGCGUAGUGGGUUGUAGUUAGCACGAACGAUCAUCCUAUGUAUUAGAAUGGAGCCAACCUGUCAAUACAUGUAGUGAUGGUUUGUAGUAUGUGUUAUCUAUUUGCCAAAUGUCAAUAUCACCCUUUUUCUGAUUGUA
Molecule: messenger RNA, 1966 nt
Organism: Lolium rigidum
Lineage: Eukaryota; Viridiplantae; Streptophyta; Magnoliopsida; Poales; Poaceae
Product: glycosyltransferase BC10-like
Exons: 2
Coding region: 434-1528 (364 amino acids)
Cellular component (GO): membrane
Molecular function (GO): glycosyltransferase activity
Source: RefSeq, a predicted model, not a curated record